Messenger RNA from Pteropus alecto (black flying fox), 443 nucleotides. RefSeq names its product catechol-O-methyltransferase (gene COMT). The transcript has 2 exons. Gene Ontology annotation, molecular function: catechol O-methyltransferase activity. The record is from RefSeq and is a predicted model, not a curated record. Lineage: Eukaryota; Metazoa; Chordata; Mammalia; Chiroptera; Pteropodidae. Bases 108 to 428 code for a protein of 106 amino acids. Gene Ontology annotation, biological process: developmental process; dopamine metabolic process; catecholamine catabolic process. Gene Ontology annotation, cellular component: membrane; dendrite; axon.
CUCCUCCUCCACCCACCCCAGGCCAGAUUGUGGACACAGUGGUGCAGGAGCAGAGCCCCUCCAUUCUGCUGGAGCUGGGGGCCUACUGCGGUUACUCGGCCAUACGGAUGGCCCGCCUGAUGCCACCCAGUGCUCGCCUGCUCACCAUCGAGAUCAAUCCCGCCUACGCCGCCAUCACUCAGCAGAUGGUGGACUUCGCAGGCCUGCAGGACAAGGUAACCAUUGUCGUCGGAGCAUCCCAGGACAUCAUCCCUCAGCUGAAAAAGAAAUACGAUGUGGAUACACUAGACAUGGUCUUCCUUGACCACUGGAAGGACCGGUACCUGCCAGACACACUCCUCCUAGAGGUGAGUUGCACAGCUGCCUGUCUGGGAUGGGCUGGCUGCUGCUGCCGUGGCUGCCCUGUUGAUGGGCCUCAGGCUCUCUGAAGAGUCAGGGGCCCU